AUUGUCAAUGUGGACUCAAAAAUGUAUUUUCCUCUUCACUUUAAUUUAUUGUUACAAUGUUUAAAAAAUGAGAAGAUAUAUUUUAGAUAAAAGAAAAUUAAAACAACGUACGUUGUAUUAUGCACCACUUCUCACCAUGAAGAUUUACAAAGCCCAUUUACAUGGUUAAAAACAAAAAGACAAACAUUAAACCAAAAAAAUAAAAUUAAUGACUGUCAUAGUAAACCCAAUCAUCAAAAUAACUUUUGUUCUUGUACUUUAAUGAAUAAUAGAUUAAAAGCAGACCUUUCAUGGGGCAUGUAUUACUCUAUGUUGAGCACUGUAAAUUAGCAACAUCUUAGCGGCAAGAAACAUCCUAAGUGGUUAACAGAAAUUAUGAAAUGGAACUCCUUCAGCCACAGCUCUGCAGCUAUAUUCAUAUGGUAGCGUUGAGAAAACUCUUCACAGCAUUUGUUUAAAAAAAACAAUUAAUAAAUAUGCUCUUCAUUUUUCCAGAUUGUCAAAGUUAUGCAUGUUUUUUGGAAAUGUCUGGAAAAUGCAUCUGAGUUGAUAGUUUAUAUACUUCAGCAUGCUUGCGUGUUGCAAAUGUUGAUAGUUUACAUACUUUAGCAUGUUCACAUGUUGCAAAUUUUAUUUCAUGUGGUAUGUACAUUGUUGUCCUGUGGUGGCACAUGUCGAAUUAUGUUCAUGUGUUUUUCUUAUAUUCUUUUGUUUGGGCACCAAGCCUCUGGUUAUGCUGAAAUGAGUCUUGUAGUACAUGCAUGCUGGUAUGCAAAUAUGAAUAUCACUUACUCUGGGUCAUGUCACGUGACAAUCUUGGGCAAAGAGCCUCUCAGCCCACCUCUUGUGACUUGUUUAGAACAGAUAAUUGCUCUGUUCCAUAGGUUGACUUUUGUGGUUUAUUUAUUCAACUGACUGUAUUGUGGUUUAUACAGAGGUUCCAUGAAUGUAUACUAUGUAGUGCAGCAAAUCUGGUGAGCUUUACCAAGGUGGUGUUUGUUGCCAAUUUCAAAAUAAAACGCAUUUUGUGUUACUUAACCGCUUUUUACCUACCUCUUUGUACUACCAGUAAUUCCUUAUAUGGUGUUAAAAUUCAAAGACAGGAGUGUGUCCACAAAAUCAUGUUAUGCACUGUCUAAACAUUAAUGAUAAUCUUGCAGAUUAACAUGAUGACCUUUUGGAAGGGGCAAAAUCACACCGCUUUAUGACUCGAUAUGAAAGUUUCAUACUGUGGUAACACCAUUCAUUAGUGUCAUGCAAAGAUACCUUUUUGGGACAAUGGCGUUAAAAUAAUGUUGCGAAAAAUGCUCAAGUUUUGUCAGCUUUGUAGUGUCUUACAGCUGGAAAUACUUGGAAGAACUUAGAUUUAGUGGGCUGUCAUACGAAAACAACCUUGAUGUCUUCUUGCUGGGUGACGUGUUGUGUGUUGUGAACUUCAGAUUCUUCCUGGCUUGUGUUUUGAGAAAAGACAUGUACACCCGUUAACUGGCUGCACUAUCCGGUCAGGAUAUAUUAUGAAACAACUCAGAGAUAAACAGAAAAAAAACCUUUCUGAAGACACUUGGCAGAGCUAAAUUCAAUCUAUUGUUCACCAUCCUUAAAUUUUCAUUGCAGAAGAUAUUAUUUUCUUUUUUGAGGGGAGGGGGGCAUCACAUAAACAUUAGCAUCUGUUAAUGGGCUCAUGCACCGACUAUCACUGUUAAAACUGCUGGAUCAAAAAUAACCCAAUUUGGGUAAAAAAAAAUGGACCGAAAUCACAAUCAGCCAACUCGAAUCAACCAAUGUAGCAGGUUGGUCCAUUUUUGACCCAAAUAAUUGUUGUUAGUUUUUUGACAUAGCAGUUUUAAGAUCUGACCAAUACAAAUUAUUAUUUUGCUGUUGGGCCAAUUGAAUCAGCAUUACACCGAGUAAUAAGAUGUUACUGCAUUGCAUUAGUCUCUGUUGUGUUUACAUUGCAUUCUAUUUACAUUAUACAUUAUUAUUGGUGAAAAUGUAUUUCCAGAUUAAUAAUCUGGAAAUACAUUUUCACCAAUAAUUAAAGUUUAAGUUCCUGUGUAAAGGGGACUUAUUCAAGUGAGACCCAUUUUUUGUGGUAAACGUUAUAAAAAAGAAAUGAAUGUUUAUUGUUUAUUUUGAUUUCAACAGUAUUGCCUAUUGAUUUUCAAGGCAACAUAUGAUUUAUUUUCAUGUUUCAUUUGAAUCAAAAAGAAGAAACUGCCUGAAAAUUAAAUGCUCAACGUAAGGAGAUGGAAAUAGAUGAUUUUUAAAAUAGUGUUACGUUUUACCUCUCAGAAUCAUCAAGUCGUAUGAGUGAUCGGGGUAGGCCGACGCGUGGUUACAGAAAAUGCUGCGAAGCACUGGGCUCGUCACUUGUUCGCUUUUCCGACGUGCUCCUCCGCCUGGACGAAAGAACUACUUUACUCAUGGCGGAUGGAUCUCUCCACCAACCUGGGCAACGUACGCAGUCUACACCUGGCUGAAAAAAAGUCGAAUAUAGAAUGUCGGUGCAUCAAAAGAUACAAACAUAGGUAAGUAGUUAAUAUAUUUUAUUUCGGUUUGAAAAAUUGCUUUGGCUUUCAAGUGCAAUUCGUGUGUGUAGAGACAAGUUUACAGGGGAUGCUGUUUGCAUCACCGCAUCACCUGUUGGGGCGUAUAAACCUCCAUCAGUAACGAGCGAAUCGCGAAUUUUGCAGACGCAAAUUGCAAUCGCAGGGUGUAUUUCUCAAAAUUGCAGGUUUGGACGAAUGUAAUGGAAAGCGAAAAACGAGUUUUAGAGAGAGAAUCACCACGUCAGCCCUGGAGAAGUUGCAAGCUGAUUAUUGAUCCCGCUCUCACAAAAGGACUGUACAAAGUGUACCGCUAUGAUGGGCACGAUUUUAAUAUUGCCGUUGAUGACUUGGGUUUGUUUCCAGUUGAUUCAGUGAAAGAUCCACGCAUCUGCCGCAUGUGGAGUAAAUGCGUAAAGACUGACCUUUCGGUUCCCAGAUUUAAGAUAGAUGAGUUUUACAUUGGCCCUGUUCCUCCGAAAGAAGUGACAUUUUGCAGGCUAAAUGACAACGUCAACAAAGCCUUCCUGACUAAUAUGUGUACGAAAUAUGGCCACACGGAAGAAGUGGAAAUUUUCUACAAUCCAAAGAACAAGAAGCAUUUAGGUAUCGCAAAAGUUGUUUUUGACACUGUGAGGGCUGCAAAGGACACUGUUCAUCACCUUCAUCACACAUCAGUGAUGGGCAACAUUAUCCAUGUGGAAAUUGAUCCAAAAGGUGAAAACAGGGUGCGCUACCUCAAACUUCUCUAUGAGGGUGUCUACACUCCGUGGAGCUUACCAGUGGGUAGCAAUGACAAAAGUUAUCGAAAUGUAAUCGACAAUAUACUGUGCACUUCAGCCCCACAGCGAAAAGGAAGCCCAAGCAGCUUCAUUACUCCACUCUCACUUGACACAGCGUAUUCCAGUAUUAGUCAGGAUACACCUUCCAGCUUUGGAUUAACUCCUUGUUCACAGGGAACUCCACACACCCCUAGCUUUUCUGCAACUCCACUCUCCCAGGACUCAUGCUAUUCCAGUCUUCAGAGCACUCCGAUCCUCCAGGGGGAGCCCACGACUUGCAGCGUUCACAAACCAAUCAGAGGAGAACUUUGUUGUCGUAAAUUCCCAAGGUUUUACUGGGGAGCCGGUGAAGUCUCAGAGGUAAACUUAAAAUUAAAGAACCGCCAACCUCACCCUUCCCUCCCACUGUUUACUCAGAGUAGCAAGCAGAAGCUUGCACCAUAUGGUCAGAAUCAUGCAAAGCAUUCCUCAGAACUUGUAUCCCCUGGCCCAGGGUCGAGGAAUGCGGUCACAACCACCUCAAAAGUGUUACCUACAAACUCUUUGAGCCUCUUGUGCCUCAACUUGGCAGCCAGCAAGCAGGCAGAAGUGACUUUCCCACACGACAACCAUGCAGAUUUACCUCAAUCCCCAGUGAACUUUAUCCCUACAAGUACGCAACCAGAGGGAGAGACAUUAGAUGCCCGAAUACAAAGUUUGCUGACAAACAGCCAAAGUUCACAUACUUUGAAAGCCGAUGUGUUCUGUGAGGACCGCCCAACCUCACCAUAUUCACUCCAGAACUCCCCACUCUCAGAUGGCCCAAAUAAGAUUUUGGCAGAUGUCAAUCCAACACCACUCCUCGAGGAGGAUGAAACUUCCCAAGCUGUUUUUUUUCUUACAUCCCAAAGAGAUAAACAAUGCCCCUCUCCAUUAGAUUUCACACAUUCUGAAGGAAGCGGAGAUGGAAACAGUAAGACAGAUGCAGAAAGGUCCCUGGCACCAUGUCCUAAGGAGCUUCAGUUAUCAAAUGUGGACAAAGGAAACUGUGACGUGUUGAAAGAUGGUAUAUCUUGUGCUCAGCCUCCCUGCAACACUCAGCAGUCCAAACAUCCACUUGCCAUCACAUCUGCAGGUCACCAUCCACCAUUUGCCCCUUUAUGUUUCCUCACUCCUUCAUUUGCCCCUGUUCCGCCUUGCCUGCCGAAUGGCAUCGUUCACAUUCCACCUCCAGGCUGGACCCUUCCUCCAGGCCAUCACAGUAGCAUACGCUUUCAACCACUUUCUAAUUCCCCGUCACUCCGGCCUCCUUUGAUGCCAUGCUCUGUGCACACGUACCCGUCAUCCCCACGACCUCGUUUGAUUUUGGACCAGUGCAACCCAACAAGGCUCGGAAAUGUUCCCUUACCGCCUUCUGCACCGCCCUGGGCCACUUCACCUUUUCCUUGUAUCAACCCUUUAAUGCCACCAUCAGACAACACACUCAUGAGAGAAAACCCACGUAAAGUCACAGUGGGAAAAGUUUUAACUGUGCUCAUGGAUGAACUGAAGUCAAUUAUCAAGAGGGACAUCACUCGCAGAAUGAUUGAGGGAGUGGCAUUCAAGGUGUUUGAGGACUGGUGGGACAAUCAAGAGAAGAAAACCAAGGUACCAGUUGUGUCUUUAAAUAAUAAGAAAAACAAAUGUGUAAGUCCUCUGAAUCACAUUACUGGCGAGCGCAAGAAACCUUCCCUUUCCUCCUUCAAGAUUAAGAAGAAAAGAGGUGAGAAUCCUGCAACAUCAGAAGUGCUAGAAAGUAAAGAUUCUGAUGGAACCCAAGGGGAUAAUAUGUCGGAAUCAACAUUUGAGAGACGCAAACGCAGACAUGCAAGACCGCUUGAUCUCGAUAGUGAUGAUGAUGAUGAAAGAAAUGAAGAACAGAAGACACAUCAAGCCGAGGAAAGGGAAAUUGCAACAGACAAAGAGGAACAGGCUGGGCCCAAAGAAGAUGCAGUGCACAUUUUGUGUGACAGAAAAGACCAUAUCAACAAUGUUGAUGGCAAUCAUCCGGAAAAAGAGAAGUCGAUCGAAAAAGACAUGGAAGCAGAAGACACCUGCUCAGUUCUUGGUGAAGUUCUUUCCUCUGGCAGUGAGAUGUAUUCAGAGUCCAGCUCCUCUGAGGUCUGCUCAUCCGACUCAGACUUCCCUGAUUCUUUUACUUCAGAGAGCGUUGGCGACUCAUCCUACUCUAACUUCAGCUCUGAUGAUGAUGAGGAUGAUGAUUUAGGAGACAAUGUCAAGGAUGGUGAAGGUUUGGAGUGUCUUGUCAUAUCAUCCGACGAGGAGUCCAUGGAGCUUGAGCCUCCUGUGACACCCUCAGCCCCACUCACCCCUGGUGCUCAUAUGGAACUCGCGGACUUGUCAGAUCUGUCUAAUAUGGAGAAAGCAGAGGAGAGCCAGUAUUUGCACCAAGAGCAGGUAAUGAUGCAGCUGCAUUUCACAAAGGCACAGGAGCUACAGCCUCCAUCACACACUGGACGUCCAGCAGUGGCUCUUGAACUUGAUCUGGAGAAGGAGAGACAUGAAUGGAACUUGGGUCCUCCGGAGUAUACCUUGAGGCCUCUCACUCCUACUGGCCGCUUUUUUGACAGUGACCCCGACUUUUUGAUCAGAAGCAAACCAACAUCCCCAGUUGCGGUGGAGGUGGAACGACCCUGGACCCCAGGCAAAGGGAUAGCCUCUCAAUUAGGAAGAGAAGAAUCAGAAGAUGACAAUCUCUCACGUACUAUCAGUGAGCUACAUCUGCCAUCAGAUAGAUCUUUGUUUUUCCCGGAAACACCCAAAACCCCAGGUCGAGAAGACACGAGUGUGUGGGAUCCUAACAGAGGUGAGAGGAUCUCAAAAAGUCCAAAUUCUGAGGGCACUACACCAGAGGAUGCAAGGGUAACACACACACACUCAUCACCGUUUAGCAAUCCAUUUAUAUUAGCACCAAAGACUCCCGGAAGAGAUAUCCUUCUACCACGAAAAGCCUCAGUCCACAGAAGAAAGACUGAAAAAGCGCACACCUCACAACCUCUUUUAUGGGAUGAAUUCCUUGGAAUGUCAUCUCCAUGUCACCUAUCUGAGUCUUCAUCUGAUGGUGAAGGAGUUAGAACAUGGUCGGGUAUGAGAGCGAUACCUCUGCAAGGACUGGAGAACAUGCCAGGUCUCCUCUACAAGGGAAGUAGGAGAGAUACAAAUAUGAGACGUAAAUGGUGGAAGAGACUCAAAAGGGGCUGGAGAAACCACCGUUUUUCUCGUAGUUGUGCUCGCAAGUGGCGUUCGGUUCGGGAGGAGAGGAGGAUACUUCACAGUAUAUGGAAAGAUGGUCUGGAUGAAGAGGAUGGGAGACUGUUGCGGUGCACUUAUGAAAGGCUGCAAGGGCAGGACGAUGAGUGUAGCUGGCUUAGUGACACGCUCUGGAUCCCUCAUCCUCCGACUAAAGUUAUGGAGAAGAAUGAAGGACACCAAUCAUGUCAGCAGAGGCACGUCACGGGCUCAGCCCGAAGCGAAGGCUUCUACAAAAUCAACUGGAGGGAUAAACUUGAAUACCUCAAACAAGCAAGAACCACUCAACUUCCAUCAACAAGCUCUCAGCUGGAACUUCUGACACAGCCUACUGUACUUCGGGCCGGAUCAGACUUCAGGUCAGAACAGCGCCGUUUGCUGUCAUCGUUGAGCUGCGAUAGUGACCUAGUCAAGUUUAACCAACUCAAGUUCCGAGAAAAGAGGAUUUGUUUCAGCCGAAGUCCCAUCCAUGAUUGGGGUCUGUUUGCCAUGGAAGCCAUAGCAGCAGAGGAGAUGGUGAUUGAAUAUGUAGGACAAAUCAUCAGACAGAAUAUUGCAGACAUGAGAGAGCGUAGAUAUGAGAAGGCAGGCAUUGGAAGCAGCUAUUUGUUCCGGGUGGAUCAGAACACCAUCAUUGACGCCACGAAAUGCGGGAAUUUAUCCAGAUUCAUCAACCACAGCUGCAGUCCAAACUGCUAUGCGAAGAUCAUCACUGUGGAGUCUCAAAAGAAGAUAGUGAUUUACUCGCGGCAGUCAAUAGGCAUCAAUGAAGAAAUCACAUACGACUACAAGUUUCCCAUUGAAGACACAAAGAUUCCUUGUUUGUGUGGAGCUGAAGCCUGUCGGGGCUCUUUGAACUGAUCCCAUCUGGACAGCCUGUCUUACAUCUUAGAUAGGAGAGGCACAUUGCCUAAGGUACUGCACAAACACGGACAAUUUAGAUGUGCCUCAGACAUAACAAUCGGACAUUGCCAGCAGCUCUCUUGAAGGUUAAAAAUAACCUGAGAUGCACCAGGAGGACCGACAGAACAUUCCCAACCAGCAUGUAAGCUAUUGUACGAUGAAAUAUGAAGUGAUGAUGGAAGAGUCCUGUUGACUUUUGUUUAAAUAUUCAAUGUACGUAUACGCUAUAGUCUCACUGGAAAAACUUUACAAAGGCAUCUUCUGGGAGGCUAUCUUUGGUUAUACAUCACGGUAAUAAGGACAGUAUGUGAAAGCCAUUGUUAAACCGACAUCUUUGACAAAGUACAUACAUUUAUCAGUUAGGCUUACGAUGCAAAUGAUAACGCACUUUUUCAGUUUCGAGAGGUUCAAUUGUGUUUUACUUGACUUAAGCUUGGCUCAUUA
This is a messenger RNA of Hippocampus comes (tiger tail seahorse), 7963 nucleotides long. Its product is annotated as histone-lysine N-methyltransferase SETD1B-A-like. The record is from RefSeq and is a predicted model, not a curated record. The coding region runs from base 2750 to 7477 and encodes 1575 amino acids. Gene Ontology annotation, cellular component: Set1C/COMPASS complex. Gene Ontology annotation, molecular function: protein binding; RNA binding; histone H3K4 methyltransferase activity. The transcript is spliced from 17 exons. Lineage: Eukaryota; Metazoa; Chordata; Actinopteri; Syngnathiformes; Syngnathidae.